UACUACUUUGUUUCUCUGAUUUUCAUCAUCAUCCAACAAAACAUAUAUGAUUAUAUCCUUCUUGCUUCCGUCUCAUGUCUCUGCAAUCCUCCUCCUCCUCCUACUCUGCCCAUCCAUUUUCCUCUUCUUUCAUCCGAUAUGAAUGGAAAUACGAUGUGUUUAUUAGUUUCAGAGGCCGAGAUACUCGCUAUGAUUUCACUGGCAACCUCUACAAGGCUCUUUGUGACAAAGGAAUUCUCACCUUCUUUGAUGAUGGCGAGCUUCAAAGCGGAGAGGAAAUCACACCUGCACUUCUCAAGGCAAUUGAAGAGUCCAGGAUUGCCAUCGUUGUACUCUCUCCUAACUAUGCUUCUUCUUCUUUUUGCUUAGACGAACUGGUCCAUGUCCUUCACUGCAUCAAGGGAAACAAUCGGUUUGUUUUGCCAGUUUUCUUUAAGGUGGAUCCUUCUGAUGUGCGCCAUCUAAAAAACAGUUUUGGAGAAGCAAUGGAUAAGCAUGAGAAGAGAUACAAGGAUGACAUGAAUAAGAAGGUGGACAAAUGGAAAAAGGCUCUGCCUCAAGUGGCUAAUUUAUCAGGCUAUCAUUUCAAAGAUGGGCAUGGAUAUGAGCAUCAGUUUAUUAAAAAGAUCGUGCAAGACAUUUCAAGAAAGAUUGGGCGUCUACCUUUGCCAGUGGCUGACUUCCCUGUUGGACUCGAGUCUCCAGUGUCAGAAGUGAUUUCACUUUUGGAAAUGGAUUCUACUGAUCGAGUUCACAUGGUAGGGAUACAUGGAAUUGGUGGCAUAGGAAAAACAACACUUGCUCUUGCUCUUUAUAACUUUAUUGCUGACAAUUUUAAAGGUGUGUGUUUUCUUGAAAACGUGAGAGAAAAUUCACAAAAAUAUGGGUUGGUGCAUCUUCAAAACAAUCUUCUUUGUAAGAUAUUAGGAAAGGAGGGAGUCCAGAUAAUAGGUGUUAAGGAAGGAAUUUCACAGAUACAACGUAGACUCAGUCAAACAAAAGUUCUUUUGGUUCUGGAUGAUGUUGAUGAGCAUGAACAGUUGACAGCUAUUGCGGGAAAACCUGAUUGGUUUCAUCCUGGAAGCAGAAUCAUUAUUACAACACGGGACAAACAUUUGCUGACGCUUCAUGACAUUGAAAGAACAUAUGAGGUACAAGGUUUGAAUGAGGAAGAGUCCUUAGAUUUGCUUCAAUGGAAGGCUUUUAAAACAGAUAUUAUCAACCCAAGGUAUAAGAAUGUUUUAACCCGUGCAGUAACUUAUGCUUCUGGACUUCCAUUGGCUUUGGAAGUUAUAGGUUCUAACUUGUUUGGAAAAGAUUUAGAACAAUGGGAAUCUGCAAUGGAUCAAUAUGAAGAAGUUCUUGAUAAUAAAAUACGUAAGAUACUUCAGGUUAGUUUUGAUGCUUUGGGAGAAGAUGUGCAGAGUGUUUUUCUUGAUAUUGCUUGUUGUUUUAAAGGAUAUAAAUCAGUGGAAGUUACAGCUAUACUUCAAGCUCAAUAUGGGAGGAGUAUGAAAUAUCAUAUUGGAAUGUUGGUUGAAAAAUCUCUCAUAAAGAUUGAUCAUCUAUUCAGAAUAACAUUACAUGAUCUAAUAGAGGACAUGGGCAAAGAUAUAUGUCGAGAAAAAUCGUCAAAAGUGCCUGGAAAACAUAGUAGAUUAUGGUUCUACAAGGAUAUAGUUAAAGUUUUAGAAGAUAAUCAAGGAACUAGUGCCAUUGAAAUCAUACAUUUGGAAUUUCCUUUAUUUAGAAAGGAAGGAGGUGAAGAUCCGUCAAAAAAAGAGAAAAAUGAUGAUGUAGAAGUAAAAUGGGAUGGAACAGCUUUUAAAGAGAUGAAAAAUCUCAAAACACUUAUCAUAAAAAAUGGUCGUUUUUCCAGAGGGCCCAAAUACCUUCCAAAUAGUUUAAGAGUAUUGGAAUGGAGGAGAUAUCCAUCGAGAUAUUUUCCCUCUAAUUUUGAUCCAGAAAAGCUUUCCAUACUCAAGUUGCCUGAUUAUCUCUACAUGUCACCCAAGUUGGAUAGCAUAUCCAAGAUGUUGAUCACCUUGAAAGUUUUGAGUUUUGAUUACAGUGAUUCUUUGAAAGAGAUACCUGAUGUGUCUAAUAUUCAAACUUUAGAAGAAUUUUCUUUUGAAGGAUGUAGUAAUUUAGUCUCAGUUCACAGUUCAGUUGGUUUUUUACCUAAACUUAGAAUAUUGAAUGCUGAAAAGUGUCCCAAGCUCAGAAGUUUUCCACCUGUUAUUAAUUUGCCCUCACUGGAAAUGCUCGGUCUAUCUGGAUGCUCAAGCCUUGAGAAAUUUCCAGAAAUUCCAGAAGAGAUGAAAAAUCUAGAAGAGCUUGAUUUGAUUGGCACUGGGAUACAAGAUUUGCCAUGUUCAUUUUGUAACCUUUCUAGAUUGUGGCAUUUGUAUUUGGAGGAGAAUAAAAUGCAUAAAAUACCAAGUGUCAUUUGCAUGAUGCCAAGCCUGGAUUUUUGUAAUAUUAACUUAGGAGGAAACAAGGGGAGGGUAUCGGGAGAGCAGGAAGAGGGGCUUCACGGAAUAUUCACUCACUCUCUCCCCUCUUCAGAUAUGGAACACCUUUCUCUCAAGAACAGCAAUUUGUCAGAUGAGUUUUUUCCACUAGCUGUUGCAUGGUUUCCCAAUGUGGAAUUUUUAGACCUAACAGGCAAUAAUUUCACGGUCUUUCCUGAAUGCAUCCAACAAUUUCGCUUUCUAAAGAUACUCAAGGUGGAUGAUUGCGAGCAUCUUCGGGAGAUUAGAGGGAUUCCACCGUGCUUGACAGACUUCUCAGCAGUAAACUGUAAAUCAUUGAGUCCGAGGGGCACAAGCGUGUUACUCAACCAGCAAGUGCACGAGGGUAGAAGCACCCACUUUGUGAUGCCAGGUGGAAGCAUUCCAAGGGGGUUUGAGUGGCGCAGCAGUGGAGCUUCUAUUUCUUUCUGGUUUCGUGGCACCAUAUUCCCUUACAAAUCUCUUUGCGUUGCAAUUCUACUCAAACAUGACAUCCUUUCCCCACCACUUCAAGUAAAACCCACUGUGACCAUCAAUGGCAACCAAGUUCAAUUUGGACGGUAUGGCCUUAUGGGUCAAUUAUUUAUUUUUAAUCUGAAGAGAGAUGAUUAUUAUUAUGAAGCACCACAUUUUAAAAGAGGAUGGAAUCAUGUGAAGCUUUCAUAUGAAGCAUAUUAUAAGGGUUUUGAGGGAAAGGUGCCGAGUGAGUCAAUUGGAAAAGAGAUUGGAAUGCACGUAUGGAAGGAAGAGAGUAGUAGUAUAAUGGAAGAUAUUCGAUUCACUGAUCCAUACAAAAUGACACAACUAAUUAUAAUGAUGAUCAUGCUCUCAAUAGCAUUCCCCAACCAUAAGAACCACCCCUUGCUCCUCCAAACAUGCAUUGGUUAUUGGACCUUGCUCUUUCUAACUAUGUAUGAUUUGGAUAAUGACAGUGAAUUAGGGUCGGAAGGAUCAAAUAUCAGCGACGGUUCAAUGGCAUCCACAGAGCUAGCGGGUGCAGAACUUGGGUGUGCCCAAAUGUAAUUGCAUUUAUCACUGUUUUUCUGUUAUUCAUUAUAGAUUUUAGUUAUCUCCCUCUCCCCAUUUUACUUUUAUCAAUAAUAUUUUUGUACAUAAAAGGAGCCGUGGGAGUAUGGGACUAGAGUGAUUCAUUGAACUUGUUCAUGUUCUUGAAGAUAACAUAAAUUGUAGACAAUCUUGUUUAUUUCAUUUGUGACAAAAGAAAAAAGAAUAUUGUAUCA
Molecule: messenger RNA, 3754 nt
Organism: Arachis ipaensis
Lineage: Eukaryota; Viridiplantae; Streptophyta; Magnoliopsida; Fabales; Fabaceae
Product: disease resistance protein Roq1
Biological process (GO): signal transduction; defense response
Molecular function (GO): ADP binding; ATP hydrolysis activity
Source: RefSeq, a predicted model, not a curated record